AAAUUUGAUAUAGAAGACUAAAGCUGAAAACAUGGCCGUGAAGCAGUCUGUGUUAGUGCUCGUGUUUGCCUCAUUUCUUGUGCCACAAAGCAGGGCUUAUUUGGAUGAAGAAUCUGCAACCAAGAUAAUAGAUGAGCUAAUUCAUAAUGUCGCAAAUGGGUUGGCUGGAAAAGACAAGUGUGCAUCAAGGGAUCUCCCGGGAGACUGUUCCAUAACAGGCGACUGUUCUCAGAUCACGUGUAGCACGAACUAUGGCGGAAAAACUUCUACUCUUAAAGUUACUAUUAACAGAUGUGAUGAACCUGUCACCGUGACGAUCAAUGUGAAGGUUAAAGAAGACGACGUUGAUUGGACUCAUGUUUUCACUUCUGGUGACAAACUGGCCGUCCCAGGCCUGAGUAUCAAAGUGCAAAACGUCAUCAAAGCAGGCUUGUUCAUCAAGACUACCAUUGAACCAAAAGACAACAUUUUAACUUUAAAGGUGGCCUUAGAAGGAGGAGCAAAACUUGGAUCGGUUUCUUUAUUUCCAGGAUUAACACUCAUCGAACAAGAGCUGCCACUUUCCACAGAUUAUUGUGGUUUUGUUCGCUGGUGGGACGACCGUAACACCGCUGAACGCAUCUCGCUGAUCGUGGCAUCUUUAUUGGUGGCCCUGUCAAUCAUUUCUGGUUGUUUCUGUUGCGGAUGUUGUUGCUGCUGCCGUUGUUGCCGCAACAAGAGAGGCUCUGGAAUCGUUUGAUUCCCCCCCCACCCCUCCACAGUCAGAGAUGGUAAGAUUAUGACACAACCU
This is a messenger RNA of Stylophora pistillata, 790 nucleotides long. RefSeq lists its product as uncharacterized. The record is from RefSeq and is a predicted model, not a curated record. NCBI's taxonomy places the organism in Eukaryota, Metazoa, Cnidaria, Anthozoa, Scleractinia, Pocilloporidae.